AUGUCGUGGCUCCAUGUGUGGAAACCCAUUCUCGUCAACCGUUCCAACCGGCCCAUUCUCCAGGAUGGCGAGGACUUUCUCUGCACCAAAGACUAUGUGGGUCUCUACCAGGGUAAACUGAAGAUUCUAGCAAGACAAAAGGGAAUUGUCUAUUUGACCAACAAGAGAAUCAUAUACUUCGACAGCAAUGUCACUUCUAACUCUGUAGCCAUCGAGUUGGCGUAUAUAUCGCACUGCGAGGUGAUCGAGAAGUUCUUCCGCUCCUCGCCAAAGAUCAAAGCAUACUUGAAGACCUCCGGAAAAGGCAAAGAAACUGAAAGUUCUCUUGAGGAACAACCAAAAGAGCCCAAACAGAUUACUUGGAUCUGCAAAAUCUGCUCAUAUAGUAAUACAAUAUCGCUGGACUUCGACUUGGAUAACGAGUUGCCCAAAUGCGUUUCCUGUGGUAUACGACCUAACCGAGUUUACAUAACCAAGAUCAUAGAAGAAGGAACCCUAGACUCUGCCAUCGCGGCUGAUACUUCAGCCGAACGAACUGACUCAUUAGCCCUGCAAAGCAAUCGACGGGACGAUCAAUGUCCUCAAUGUACUUUUAUCAACCAUCCAUCAAUGAAAUACUGCGAGUUGUGCGGCACCGAGUUGAAGUCUGUAGUUCCCAAAGGCUUACAGUUGAAGAUUAGUGAAAGCUUGUCCAACCUCUCACAGGGCGAGACUAAUAGCGAGAAUCCUCUUGGACUUAAACUUGAUACGCCUGAAACGUAUACUGACAGUAGACCGUAUAUAAAGAUCAGUUUCCGCAAUGGGGGUGAAUCGGAAUUUGGAUCCAGGUUGACGAGUGCCUUGGAAAAUUUGAAGUGGGAAGCCUUGAAAAACAGAGGAGCUAUCAACCAAAACGCCACGAAGUUGCAGCAGCCCAAGUUACCCCCUCCAGCAAUCAGAAAAGCAGCUGGUAUUCAUGGAUUGGUACAAUUAGGCGAACAACAACGAAAGCAGAAUGAAAUCAUAUUGAGCACUUCGUUAGUAGACUUGGAGAAUCUUAUGUUCAAAUCUCAGGAUUUGAUCAAAUUGUCCAAUUCUUUCACCAAGUUUAUCAUAGACAAGAAACACCCUCGUUUCAGUCUUCCUGCAAGUACCAAACUAGUACCUCCAUUAGAUAUCAAGAAAGCAUCAAGCCUCUAUCACAACGAGUUGUCACGGCAUAUCAGCGAGUAUUCGGUCAACUACGAGCUCACCAGAGCUGCUUCUAUGAUAACGUCACAGGAGCUCUUUGCAAAUUACAAUAGAUACCUUGUAUUGACCCAAGGGUUUGGGGCGGAUUUGGUGACCCCUCAGGACUUUAAUAAAGCUAUAGAGAAGUUCGAAGACUUGAAGUUGCCCAUUAGGAUGAAGCACUACGAAAAAUCAGGACUAGUAGUGUUGGCUCCCAGAAGCAAGACUGGUACAUAUGAAGAGAAUAUUCUUGCUUGUUUACGCGAAAACGAGAACAACUUCAAGUACAACAAGUUGCGCAACCAGAAUCUAGGACUUAUGGACGAGUUCUUGAACGACGAGUACAGAUACUUCCAGGGUAAUAACAUCUCUGAGAUUUCAGACAAGUUUGGCUGGUCCUAUAAUAUCACCAUUGAAGAAAUAGAGAAGUGUAUUGAGAACGGAACCGUCGUAAUAGAUCAAAGUGUGUCGGGGACAUUUUACUUCAUCAACAAGUUU
Molecule: messenger RNA, 1707 nt
Organism: Scheffersomyces stipitis CBS 6054
Lineage: Eukaryota; Fungi; Ascomycota; Pichiomycetes; Serinales; Debaryomycetaceae
Gene: VPS36
Product: ESCRT-II subunit protein
Exons: 2
Biological process (GO): protein transport to vacuole involved in ubiquitin-dependent protein catabolic process via the multivesicular body sorting pathway
Cellular component (GO): ESCRT II complex; late endosome membrane
Molecular function (GO): ubiquitin binding; phosphatidylinositol-3-phosphate binding
Source: RefSeq, a predicted model, not a curated record